AUGGCUUCCAAGUUUCUGCGGGAAUACAAGCUGGUUGUUGUCGGCGGAGGAGGCGUUGGAAAGUCCUGCUUGACCAUACAACUCAUCCAGAGCCAUUUCGUUGACGAAUACGACCCAACGAUCGAAGACUCAUACCGCAAGCAAUGUAUGGUCGACGACGAAACCGCCCUUCUCGAUGUCCUUGAUACGGCCGGUCAGGAAGAAUAUUCAGCAAUGCGCGAGCAGUACAUGCGCACCGGCGAGGGCUUCCUGCUCGUCUAUUCUAUCACCUCGCGUCAGUCUUUUGAGGAAAUCCAGACAUUCGAGCAGCAGAUAUUGCGUGUAAAGGACAAAGAUUACUUCCCAAUCAUCCUUGUUGGCAACAAGUGCGAUCUGGAGCAUGAACGGGUCGUGUCUCGCGAAGAAGGCCAAGCGCUGGCCCGACAAUUUGGCUGCAAGUUCAUCGAGACCAGCGCUAAAAGCAGAGUAAAUGUCGACAACGCAUUCUACGACCUCGUCCGAGAAAUUAGGAGAUACAAUAGAGAAAUGAGCGGUUAUGGGACUGGCGCGCCUCAAAUAGGAGGCGGCGGUCCCGGUCAAAAGUUGGAGAUGGACGACCAGGCCGAAAGCGCUGGUUGCUGCAGCAGGUGCUCGGUCAUGUAA
Cyphellophora europaea CBS 101466 is the source of this 642-nucleotide messenger RNA. Its product is annotated as Ras-like protein. Gene Ontology annotation, cellular component: plasma membrane. The transcript is spliced from 3 exons. Lineage: Eukaryota; Fungi; Ascomycota; Eurotiomycetes; Chaetothyriales; Cyphellophoraceae. The record is from RefSeq and is a predicted model, not a curated record. Gene Ontology annotation, biological process: signal transduction. Gene Ontology annotation, molecular function: GDP binding; GTPase activity; GTP binding. Bases 1 to 642 code for a protein of 213 amino acids.